This is a messenger RNA of Mytilinidion resinicola, 642 nucleotides long. RefSeq lists its product as uncharacterized. Lineage: Eukaryota; Fungi; Ascomycota; Dothideomycetes; Mytilinidiales; Mytilinidiaceae. The record is from RefSeq and is a predicted model, not a curated record. The coding region runs from base 83 to 541 and encodes 152 amino acids. The transcript has a single exon.
ACCAACAUGCCACCGGUAGGACCGUCCCGACAUUAGGGAUUCCCGACAUUAGGGAGCGCAACUGGUACGCCACAAAAGUGUCAUGGGUUCCCAGACACCGGCAGUGCACAACAGUUGCGGCGCAGCAGACCCACGGGACAAUGAGCGCGCGCGCUACAGCUGUACCUCUGCCAUCCCACCAGGGAUCCUGCUGCCUCGCAGAUUAGGAACCGUUGCAAUCGACGAGGGGCAAGCUUUGUCCUGUUCUACGCAGCAUAGACGGGUCGGGCUGCCACCUCCAAGAACUCUUCGAUGCAACGAACCCUCUUCUGUAAGGAGCGAUUCAUGUGGUGCUCGGGUCCUCCCAGAGCCUAAACCAGUGGGUCGCUCAGUGGCAUGUAGCUGCAGGUAUGUUGUCCCUCCCCCCACUAACCCAGUCUUCAUCGUGGACGAGUCGGGUGGUGGUUCGGCACCAGCUGCGAGACGCCAGAGGGAUGGUGGCGACCUUUUUUCAACCUUAUGGAAGUAUUCCCUCUCAAUUCUUUUGCAAGGCCUUCACUAACUCUGUUAGCAUGUUUAUCUUCAUAUCGCUGGGAGGCUUUUCAAGCCGAGGACUGCGUCGCUCUUAUAAUCAAAUCAAUACUACUAUAAUCUCCAUCUGCA